Trifolium pratense (red clover) is the source of this 2195-nucleotide messenger RNA. RefSeq names its product protein DETOXIFICATION 46, chloroplastic-like. The record is from RefSeq and is a predicted model, not a curated record. Gene Ontology annotation, biological process: transmembrane transport. The transcript is spliced from 14 exons. NCBI's taxonomy places the organism in Eukaryota, Viridiplantae, Streptophyta, Magnoliopsida, Fabales, Fabaceae. Bases 214 to 1833 code for a protein of 539 amino acids. Gene Ontology annotation, molecular function: xenobiotic transmembrane transporter activity; antiporter activity. Gene Ontology annotation, cellular component: membrane.
AAUAAUUGAAUUCCAUUUCCAACUGUUCAUUAUCGCUCACACUAUAAAUUGACUCUUCCCGUUUUCCUUAGGUCACAUGUUAACAAAACCAUUUCUUUAAAUAGCAAAUAUCAAUUCAUACUUACUCCUCUUAUCUGUAUUGCAAUUUGCAAACUAGACUUUUUCUUCCUCACACACGUUGAUCACAAAAACUGUUUUCCUUUCCCUUCCAAAAUGACACUCAAACUCUCACUACACUUUCAUCACACCUCUCCCCUCAAAAUCUUCAACUUCACAUCACCUUCUCACUUACCUCUCCGCCGUUUCCACGUAACUAAUUCCCUUCUUAACGACACUGUUACUAUUUCUUCAAACUUAGUCUUCGCGGCAUCAAAACAUCCUCGCAUUGGGAUUUUAACCACUUGCGUAGUUGGAAGUCAUGAACAAAAUGGCGAAUCCGAAGAUGAAGACUGUUGUGAAGAAAUGUGCGAGAUAAAAGAACUAUCUGAGCAGAGUGUGUGGAAUCAGAUGAAGGAAAUUGUGAAGUUUACUGGACCAGCUAUCGGGUUAUGGUUAUGUGAUCCACUCAUGAGUCUCAUUGAUACCGCAGUUGUUGGUCAGGGAAGUUCAACUGAGCUAGCUGCUUUAGGUCCUGCAACAGUUGUUUGUGAUUACAUGACCUUAACUUUCAUGUUUCUGUCGGUUGUUACAUCCAAUAUAAUUGCUACUGCCCUUGCUAAACAGGAUAGAGAGGAUGUGCAGCAUCACUUGUCUAUCCUGCUUUUUAUUGGGUUGGCUUGUGGCUUGGUGAUGCUUUUGUCUACAAAGUUAUUCGGUGCAGCAACACUUUCCGCUUUUACUGGGCCAAAGAAUGCACAUGUAGUACCUGCAGCUAAUACUUAUGUGCAGAUUCGAGCCUUGUCGUGGCCUGCUUUACUUGUUGGAUGGGUGGCUCAGAGUGCAAGUCUUGGUAUGAAAGAUUCAUGGGGACCCUUAAAGGCUUUGGCUGCUGCAAGUAUUAUAAAUGGAAUUGGUGAUAUAAUUUUGUGCAGCUUUUUAGGCUAUGGUAUUGCAGGGGCAGCAUGGGCUACAAUGGCAUCACAAGUUGUUGCUUCAUAUAUGAUGAUUCAAACCCUAAAUAAGAGGGGAUACAAUGCAUAUGCCUUCUCCGUUCCUUCAUUGAAGGAAUUUCGAACAAUACUUGGUCUUGCUGCUCCUGUAUAUUUGACAUCAAUAUCAAAGGUGGCUUUCUUUUCUCUACUUAUAUACAUUGCUACAUCAAUCGGUACACAAACAAUGGCCGCUCAUCAAGUCAUGAUUCAAAUCUACAUGGCGUGUACAGUGUGGGGCGAACCUCUCUGCCAAACAGCACAAUCAUUUAUGCCUGAGUUAAUGUAUGGAGUAAAUAAGAAUUUGGCAAAGGCCCGAUUGCUACUAAGGUCACUAGUGAUUAUCGGAGCUAUACUUGGAUUGUUGUUAGGGAUUAUUGGAACAUCUCUUCUUUGGUUAUUCCCAUACAUAUUUACAUCUGAUCAGAUGGUCAUCCAGAAGAUGCAUAGGACACUGAUUCCGUUCUUUGUUGCACUAGCUGUGACACCCUCUACUCGCAGCCUGGAGGGAACAUUGCUGGCAGGACAGGAUUUAAGAUUUUUUAGCUUGUCAACAUGUGGAUGCUUUUUUCUGGCUGCUCUAUUAUUAUUGAUCUUUAGUAGAUAUGGUUUGCAAGGAUGUUGGUUUACCCUAGCUGGAUUUCAGUGGGCUCGGUUUUCAGUGGCUCUUUUGCGCCUUGUUUCUCCUAACGGCAUUUUAUAUUCGGGAGAGGCAAGUAUAAACCAAAAGUUGAGGACCGUCUAGCUUCGAGGAAAAGUCAUUUAUAAAUGCAUAUUCAUGUAAACUUGGGAAUUUGGUUCUGUGCACGUGAUGCGGCAAUUAUCAAAUAAUGAAAUUUAAUGAGAUUGUCUGAAAUGCUUUGUCAUGCCUUGCAACAACAGUCUCAAGAUGUAGUUAGUGUUAGGAAUCUUGAUCCAUACAGAGAAACCUCCAUAUUUAGGAAAAACAAAGAUCACUGUCUUUGAACAAUCAAAUAGUGAUCAACUACUAUCCAAGGCCAUUCAAACAAAGCAUAGUUGUAAUCUUAUUCAAAUUCUCGCGAAUAUCCUCCCCAAGAUUGAGAAGUUUAUCUUUAUAUGUCGUUUCAUGAGCUUGUUUUCUUCUCA